This is a messenger RNA of Sphenostylis stenocarpa, 351 nucleotides long. NCBI's taxonomy places the organism in Eukaryota, Viridiplantae, Streptophyta, Magnoliopsida, Fabales, Fabaceae. The record is from the annotation of a GenBank genome assembly.
AUGGUUGUUUCUGUUCCUCAUUUUCAGUGGGGUGUUGGAGAAUGGAGAGAAGGGAAGACGGUUUUGGAAGUGAAGAAGUGUGAUGCAACACGACCAGAAAUGGAACAAGGGACGUGGGAUUUAGAAGUUGGUGGUGGUGAUCAUGUGAAGAAAGAAAUAAUUGGGGAAGCAAAUCUCAGUCAGAAAAGCCCCCCCAUUCCCCCCUCUUCUGUCACGCUGUCUUGUUCGUGUCAAUCCCUCCCUCUCUAUCUCCCAUUCAACACUCCUUCAAUUUAUGGAAAAAGUGUUCAUGCUCUGCUUUGGAAAUCUUUCUGUUCCUUCAAGAAAUCUCUAUUUUCAGAAAAAGCCUAA